Cavenderia fasciculata is the source of this 2907-nucleotide messenger RNA. RefSeq lists its product as uncharacterized. Lineage: Eukaryota; Evosea; Eumycetozoa; Acytosteliales; Cavenderiaceae. The coding region runs from base 1 to 2907 and encodes 968 amino acids. The record is from RefSeq and is a predicted model, not a curated record. The transcript has 11 exons.
AUGAAUAUUGACUCUGUUAUUUUUAUACUUAGACAGUAUGGGUCUACAAUAGGACAAACUGAACAAGACAUAUGUAACAGUACACAAAUACAAUGCAUUGGGGAUUAUGUUAAUUCAAUAUCAUUGAAAAUAGAUCAAUAUCAAGAUGUUGGACCUGUUAAUUCAUCAAUUCAAUCAUUAGAUCUAUUCUUGAUAAGAUCAAUAGAGAUUUAUUCAAGUGGACAAGUUAACGACCGAUCAAUCAAUCUUUUUACAAUUCUAAAUUUAGGAGUUGGCUUUACUACAUCAAUUCUAAUCAAGAAUGAUCCAAGUUUUACAACAAUUCCAAGUAUAUGGGCACGAUUAAAUAAUUUUGUACUUGUUGAUAUCUUGGAUUGUCCACUGACUGAUUACUCACCAUUGUUUAAACUCGCUAGGAUUACGUAUAUCACUAUUCAAGUACCAGACUCUGUCUCUGGCUUGACAUUUUGGACUGGACCCUUACUAUCGUACUCUUUGACAACGAUCACCAUUAGUGCUCUGAAUCUACCAAACAAUUUAAACAUCACGACAGAAAAGUUUGCCUCAUUGGGAAGUGUCACUCUCAAAUCCUCAACCAAUUCUAUCAUCACUGUCUACAUGACUGGAUUCGGUCAAGUAACAUGUACCAAUUCAGCAAAUGGAGGUUAUAAUUUAAUAAUUCAAAAUCAAAGUAUACCUUUUAAUUUGGCUAUUUCAGGAAAAUCAACUAUUGAACCUCCCAUUUCAAGAUAUUAUACAAACUUGUUUGGAUUAAAUAUGGAGAAUGUGACUGGUGGUACUUAUCCAUUAUUCGAGUUCCCGCCAUCAUUGAAAUAUCUUCGUCUUGUCAAUAGUCUCUUUGGUAUUUGGAAUUUGACUGUUCCCGAUUAUGUUGAGAGUUUAGUAUUAACAAAAAAUGGUUUGACAAGUUUAGAUUGGUCAUUAUUCGAUCAAGCAGUAAAAUUAAAUCUUGAUGUUUCCAACAAUCCAUUAUUAGGAGGACCUUUACCAGAAAGCAUGUGUUACAAACGACAACUUAUCAUCAAUAAUACAUUGUUUACUCAAUCAGAUGUUCCAAUGUGUUAUUGGUGUUAUAUAAAGGAUACAAUUAAAUCACCUCUUACAACUGAUCUUAUACCCCCAACAACAAAUUUAACAUAUUGUAAACCAAAAGUAGAUACUCCAGUGAUCAUUACUCGAAAUGGAGGUGGAAGAAUAAUUGGGAGAUCUCUUGGGUUUGGAAUGUUUUAUGAAAAAUUAAAUGCUUCUAUAAGAUAUAGUCUAGAUACAUUCAUUCCAACAAUACAAUUAAAUUUACAAUUUAUAUCACCACAAUUAAAAUUUUAUGGACCUCCUCAACCUAUCAAUUUGAUGUUUUCACCAUUUUAUCCAGAUUCAUUUGUAACUAAAAUCGGUCAGAAUGCUGUAAGGAUCAAUUCAUCCAUGUCAAUAUUCAACGACUACUUGCCACAUACAAUCAUGUUAAACUCUACCAUUCCAUGUCCAGUUACCAUCCAAACCAGUAAAUAUAUAGUUUGUCAAACUUCUUCCUUUUUACAAGAAGGUGCACUCAAUUUUACCCUUUCAAAUCAAUACUCUUCCAAUUCAAUUUCAAUUUAUAAUAAUAAUAGUGUACCAUUAAUAACAUCGGUAGCAUAUAACCCAAAUAAUAGAAAGAAUGUUACGAUAUAUGGUGAAUUUGGUAAAAGUGUGUUCCAACCACCAACAGCCAAAAUCAAUGAUUCAAUACCAUGUUAUGUAAUCACUUUUGAAGAAAGAAGAAUCAAUUGUUUGAUGGCAAGUGAACCAACCAGUGGUGUAGCAAAUAUUUCAGUCACUGCAGAUUAUGUAGAAUAUAUUGGUGUGUCAAUGCUUUAUUUCUCUCCACCACCUCGGUCACAGAGUCAAUGUCAAGCACAAACUUUGAAUUGUCACGGUCACGGUCAAUGUAAUAUAAAUGGUCUAUGUGAAUGUGAACCAACUUAUAAUCAAAAUGAUGAUUGUAAAACUAGAUUUACAAAUGGUACCAUUUUUAAUGCAAAUUCAACAUCACCAAAGAGUUCAUUUGAUAUUGAUGGGAUUACAUUUGCUUUUGAAUUGGCAUCAAUUCAAGAAUUAAAUAUCGAUGGAAAUGUAUUAAAAGAGUUGCUUACUAGUAAUUGGACUUUUAAUCUAUCAAAGAGUGAUGAUUUGACGCUUGCAGUCUAUACAUUACAGCAGACUGACAAUUUCCAAGGUGUAGAAGUGGUUGCCAACAUUUCAUUUUCAAGUCAAGCAAGAGAAGUUCCAUUUGGUACACAAAUACUCCAAAUUAAUCCCAAUUCAAUCAAGAUUGCAGUGAGUGUAAGCAAUUGGAAUUACACCUAUGUUUUAUCGACUCUACAAGUUGUAUUCAGAUCGGUCAUUGAUAACAGUCAAUUGGGUGAUGGGUGUGGUGAUAAUGGAAAUGAAUUUACCUAUGAUCAGUAUGGAUCGACACUACAGUAUCUCCGAGUUGUCAAAGACAAUGUACAAUUUAGUGGUCGGUUCAUUGACUUUGCAUUGUCUGAUGGUAGACCAACCUUUUCAAGAACCAAAGUAAUUAAUCAAACUUCUGUAGUCUCCGACUCCUCGAGUGAUGAUGGUCAAGACCUAUCGAUUAUUAUGAUUGGUAUUGGGUUACCUCAAUGUAGACAAUGUGUUCUUGAUCCAGACUUUACACCAUUAUUAAUCGAUCAGUCACAACAAUGCAACACCCAAUCAAAAGAGAAAUGGGGUGUCAUUGUAGGCUCUGUAGUCGGUGCAGUUGCAGGCGCAGCACUUUUAGUUGCAGUAUUUGUAGUAAUCAAAAAAACAAUCAACUCUCAUCAAUUCCUUCAAAAUGUAAAUAUUAAACUUGGUGCUGCAAAACAAAAUGGAUCUUUGUAA